Molecule: messenger RNA, 2076 nt
Organism: Phragmites australis (common reed)
Lineage: Eukaryota; Viridiplantae; Streptophyta; Magnoliopsida; Poales; Poaceae
Product: F-box protein SKIP23-like
Exons: 1
Coding region: 757-1950 (397 amino acids)
Molecular function (GO): protein binding
Source: RefSeq, a predicted model, not a curated record
GUGUGAGAGAGAGAGAGAGAGAGAGGAGGGCAAUAUGUGACUAAGUGCGUGAGGCAAUAUGCGGCUAUGUUUGGAGGAAUAUACUCACCUUACUUGUGUUACAAACCGGCAAUAAUAUAUCACUAUCGGCUUAUAACAUGUACUGAUAGUGAAAAGUAGUACCACUACCAGUUCAUAAGGGAUAUACUUUGAUCGGCCAUUUGACAUUAUGAGUCAGUUAUCAUUGUCGGCUCUAACCGAGCCGGUAGUGAUAGGCCGAUAAGGAUGAGGUGAUGUAGUAGUGUUGCCACGGGAAGACAAGUUGGAGGAAGUAUGAAGGAUGGGAUAUGCUAAGCAGGUGCCCGUGAAUACAGCUCCUCGUGAGAGGGUGGUGAGUGGUGACAGAAGUGACUAUGGGCGCCAAAUAUGUAUCCAGCCCACGGAGCAUGCUGCAUGCAUGUAUGCAAUCACUACUUCCUCAAAGUAUGGGCUUCCCGGUGUUUGUGGGGACGCACGCCAGAUUUUCACAAGCAGAAUCCGAAGGGGAAGUCUGGUUUUGUUGGGAUGAAGAAGCGAACUCGAUCGGUUUACCCAAAUGAACCCGCGUACGGAUCGGACGAGAUUGCCAACAAGCUGUCGUACCGUACACGAUCCGAAUUCUUGUACAACAGCAGAUUCGUCGUCUACAUAAUUCGCGUGGAUACGCCGUCGAUCAGAACUCCGAAGCCGGCCCAGCAACCUCAUGAAAAUUGAUGGUCUCGUGUCGCGCACCGCACCAUGGGCGCCUGGCCAAGCAAGACGACCCCCGAUAGCUCGUCCCGCUGGUCGGCCCUCCCGCCGGAGCUCGCCGACCUCGUCCUGCGCCGUCUGUCCUCCCUCGCCGACCGCGUGCGCUUCGCCUCCGUCUGCCGCCACUGGCUUCACGUCGGGAUCAAGUACUCGCCGCCUUGCUUGCCACGGGUGCUCCCGUGGCUCAACUUCCUCGACGGCUCCUUCCGAAGCUUCCCGGACGGCGAGCUGCACUUCUUCCGCUUCAGGAAACACGCGCUGUGCAUCGGCUCUUUCGGCACCUGGCUGCUGUUCGAGGAAAAGGGCUGCAGGCCUAGUCGCCGCCGCUUCCUCAAGAACCCGCUCUGCGGAGCCACCACGCGGCUCCCCGGCCAUUGCAACGAGCCUGUCGAUCUCAACCCUGAUGGCUCACACGGAACGCGUUCCAGCUCCACAUCCACCAACUUCUUCAUCGGCAAGGUCAUCGUAUGCUCGAGCAACCUCAUCGCCGCGAAGGUUAACUACCACGAGCGCCCAGAUGUGGUUGUGUGUUGCCGUCCGGGCAUGUCGUCAUGGUCGACAGGCCUGUCCAAUGGCCGUUGGUACCAAGACAUGGCCUUCUACAAGGAGAAGCUCUUCACUGUCACCACCGAAGGCGACCUCUUUGUGCACGAGGUUACCGAGGACUGUGACACUGGGGAACCGAGGGUUUCUCGGAUAGAACAAGUGAUUCAGGCGCCACCACCAUUGACGUACACGUUGUAUGGGUCUUUUUACGCGACUUUGAACUGCGUCAAGACAUGUUACCUUGUUAUCUCUCGUACUGGCAAGUUGUUGAUGGUACGGUGGAUCGUUCACUACGAUUACUAUAAUUCUGAGGAUUCCACAAAACAAAUGACAAUGAAAGUGUUUGAGGCAGAUUUAGAGAUGUCUCAAUGGCUUGAGGUGGAAAGCUUGGAUGAUCAAGUGCUCUUUGUUAGUUCAGACUGCUCCAAGGCCGUUAGCGCAUCUAGUCACGGUGACAAUUUGCAAGGGAACAAGAUAUAUUUCGUCGAUGACGGUCUAUUGUUUUGGGACUUCUGGCCAACCAGCAAUCCACGUACCUGUGGUGUAUACGAUAUGAGCAGCCACACUAUCCAUCCUAUUUCAUUUGGUGAAUUGCACAUCAGUGAUCAAUUGAAGGCAUCAUGGUUCUUCCCAUGAUCUGUUCACCUCUUGCAGGAGUGUCUAAGUACACGUAUGGUAUAUAUGCUCCUUCCUCUUCAAAAGAUCAGAAGAAGACACAUACAAAUGAAUGCAUCAAUGUACUCAUCAAUUUCGCUAUGAGAG